AUGUCGUCUGCGGCCGGCGAACAGCCGUCUAGUUACGAUGAUGAUCAAAACAUUCACUCCCCUUACCGAACAGGCACAAUAGACGAACCGACAAUCCACCGUGUCGGUGAGGCCUACUCUAAAGAACAUCCCGUCCCAACAGUUCCCAGAUUUAUUCGUCACCAACGGGAGCGAGCUGAAGCUUCGAAAAAAGAGGAGGCCGAGCUCGCGAAACGUCAGAAAGCGCGAGACGAUCAAGCUAGAAAACAGAAAGUGUCAGGGCCAAAGGAUACAGGAAAAGAGGGCGAAAAGAAACCUGAUGUUAUAAAACCUGCUAAGGAUGCGAGAACAUCUGAUGUCCCCAUUGGAGAUGAUAAAACAAACGUCCUAUAUCAUCCUCCACCGGAGGUUGAAAUGGGUGAUGUUUUUACCGCGAUACAGGAACAUACAUUACAGGCGGCAUACAUAUGCGCCGGUGCUAUCGUGCUACUAGAUUGGUUCAUUAUUGGUGGUGGAUUCCUCGGAUUCCUUAGAAGCUUGCUUCCAGCUGGUGGCGUCGGAUUCGCUGUCUUCUACGUCCUAUCGCAGAUUGUUCAGAACGCACAGACGACUCAUGUUGAAAAGUCAGAACCGGCAGUAGAAAGGAUGAAAUAUGUUCCGGAAAGCGUGGAAUGGCUGAACAGUCUGCUAGAUACCGUUUGGCAGGUUAUCAGCGAGGACGUUUUCAAACAGAUUGCCCAGCAAGUCGAGGACCAAGUCAAGACUUUUAUACCGGUUGAUUUCGUCAAGUUCAAGGUGGCAGAAAUCGGUCACGGAACUAGACCUGUCAGAAUUCUAUCCAUGAGGUCACUUCCUGAUAGCGAGUUUGGUGAACUUGUUGCUGCCCAUGGUGAUACUAAGGGUAUGUCGCAAGAGGAAAUCGCAAAACAAGAGGAGAAGGUUAAACAGGAACUCGGGGGAAUAUUCUACAACCUUGAGGUCGCGUUAGCAUAUCAUGCGGAAGCGCUCGGUAGCCAUAAAAAGCGAAUGCACUUCGAUAUUGUUAUUAUGGUUGGGGGAGUUCCAAUCCCAAUUUUUGUUGAAACACGCGAAUUCGUUAUGACGGCCAGAGUACGACUUCAAAUGAAUCCAGAUCUCCCAUUCUUGAAGCAUGUAACCUUUGCGCUCAACGAACCUCCUAAAGUCGUUGCAUCUGUCGCAAUUGGGCACGGGGGUGUAUUUAACCUCCUAAGCCUCCCGCUCCUAGAUAGCUUCAUCUCAUCCCAGAUUGUCGCAAACACCAAAGAAUUAUGCAGGCCGAAGAGCAUGAGUAUCGACAUGACGCCAAUUCUCGGAGGCAAUGAUGCAAUCACGGAAACCGAAGCAGUUGGACUGCUAUAUCUUAAACUCUGCCGAGCUGAAAACCUGCGCCGUCAGGAUCGCACUGGCCCUGGUGCUGAUCCCUACAUUACAAUUUCCUUCUCCAAGUAUGAGAAGCCAAUGUAUGCAACAAAGAUGAUUAUUGGUGACCUCAACCCUGUUUGGGAGGAAACAACAUGCAUACUCAUCAAUGCGGAGCAUGUCAAACGACAAGAAAGCCUCCUAGUAAAGCUUUGGGAUUCGGAUAGGAAUGGAAAGGAUGACGUUACCGGGCAAGUCGAACUACCUCUAGUUGACCUCAUAAAGGACUAUGAGAAGGUCCAAAAGCGACAGGAUGCUCUACAGCACGAAGUCGCGGGUGCCGAUACCCAAGGAAUCUUGCAUUGGGAGGUUGGGUUCUUCCCGGAAUCCAACUUCGAUAAGAGUCUCCUCAACUUUGAGGAGGCGAAACGGGUUGAUUCAAUGAUCACUGAUAAAACUAAGCCCGAAGAUGUCAAGUUGACUCCAUUGAACUGCAGGCCGGAUCCUCAGUACCCAACCGGCAUACUCUCUGUCACAAUAUACCAGUGUAUUAACAUCGAUGUCCCUAACCCUCGACCACCAAAGAAACAAAACAAUGUCGAUCAAGACGAGAAACAGCAGAACCUACCAGAGACAAGAGAUUCAGAAGGCCAAGCCACGCCGGAUAGUGAAGAAGAAGAAUCUUCAGAUGCAAAGCUUCAAGGUUAUCUUCCAUCCGUCUACUGUACCGCGGAUAUCAAUGAUGAACUUGCGUUCCGAACAAGAACCAAGUCGAUCACCAAAGCUCCAAUUUACAACUCCACGGUUGAAAAAUACAUCACGGAUUGGCGUAACAUUAUUGUUGAGGUUUCAGCCAGAGAUUCACGGAGGAAAGGAAAGGAUUUUCUUAUUGGCGCGGUUGUUCUAAAGGCUGCAGACAUCUUCAAGAAAUCGUCUGCAGUCAGCGACUGGUAUGAUCUCGUAGGUGGAGGGGGUAGCGGCCGUGUCAGAAUCUCUUUACUCUUCCGCUCAACGACACUGAAGCUUCAAAAGCACGAACUCGGCUGGAACGUCGGCCGCUUCGAGUUUUGCGGUCCCACUAUCAAGGUCAACAGCAUCCAAGCAGGAAAACUCAAACUUAAAACCUGUGGAGGUGUUAAGGUCCUCAAUCCAUCCGCAACUACUGGUACAAAAGAUACGUUUGAGGUAGUGGAUAGCCUUCUGAGGGUACCCGUAUUCAACCGAUACCUUGCCCCUCUCAUAUUCCAAUUUUACAACGGCUCUGGGGACCGUAAAGCAGCAUAUUACAGUAUCAUCUGGCUGCACAACCUCAUUGAUAAUGAAACCCGUGAUUUCGACCUUACCAUCUAUAAAACGGAUAAGCCCAAACGUUUCACUCAAAACUGCAUUGAAGGAACACCCGAUAAACACUGUAAGGUCGAACCAGUCGGUACCGUUCACUUCAAGGGACGUUUCAAAAGUGGAAUGUGCCCCGAGUUUAAGGAAUACCUUAAUGACGAGGAUGAGGAGGACACAUUCGAAGUCUGGGAAUCUAUGGAUAAGCUCGAUUUGAGAGAUAUUCACGAGGCAGAUACUGGUGCCGGAUAUCCAGGAGUUAUCACAGGAACAGACAAGAUGCGGGAUCCAGCUACUACACAGGCUGAGCACAUUUCAAAUGGUGGUACUGGAAGGUAUGCAGAUAAAGAGGCGAGAAACGUGAAUAGCGACAAUACUGGGACUAUCGGUAAACCGGCAUUGUCAAAUGAAGAGGUACAGAGACAUCUUGAUUCACGCCACGAUCUCAAACCUCCUAGCGAAUGGGAGAUGAAACAUGGGAAAGGAGCUGCUCCUGCACCUUUCUUUAAUCCCGACGAGAUGGAGGAACGGCCCCCCGCCGCCGCUAUCACAGGACUCGCGGACGAGAACUACCUCCCAGAGAUACCAAGACUGAAGGACAUUGAUAUCGUCUCUGCGAGUGAGUAUGAACAAAGGGAGAAGGAAGUUACCAGCAGUGUGGAUCUGCCAUCUUCUGCGACUUCUUCAACUUCUAGUCAGAAACAAGGUCUGGGUUAUACCGUCAAAUCCAUGCUUGAUGUCCCAGACACAGCACCAGACGGAACAUCGGCACCACCCGUCACAAAAAGAGACACUUAUGCCCCCAAAAACGGAAAUUUUAACGUUGAUAGACCCAACGACCGGGAAUACGCACGCAGGUACUCGUUGGGUAGUAGCGCAGCACAUUCGGAUGAUAUGUCAGUCACACAAGAUAGUCCGAACCCAAAUUACUUUGUCAGCUCGAAUGUCUCUGGAAUCGGACGGAAGGAUAUGCAAGGUAUCCAUGAAGACGAGGAAUUACAUAGACAAGCUGAUAUGAUCCCUCGCUUGGAAGAGAGAGUUCCGGACGUGAGUAGAGAUAAUGUGCCCAGAAGUGUUGAGAGGGAAAGGGAACAGAUUGAAAGCAACAGAGAGGGGACGAGAGGGGGAACAAGUGUGGCAGAAAAGGUUCGGGAGGCGGUGCCCGGGAAUGGGAUGUAA
Messenger RNA from Orbilia oligospora ATCC 24927, 3873 nucleotides. RefSeq lists its product as uncharacterized. The coding region runs from base 1 to 3873 and encodes 1290 amino acids. The record is from RefSeq and is a predicted model, not a curated record. NCBI's taxonomy places the organism in Eukaryota, Fungi, Ascomycota, Orbiliomycetes, Orbiliales, Orbiliaceae. The transcript is spliced from 4 exons. Gene Ontology annotation, molecular function: lipid binding.